Molecule: messenger RNA, 2833 nt
Organism: Verruconis gallopava
Lineage: Eukaryota; Fungi; Ascomycota; Dothideomycetes; Venturiales; Sympoventuriaceae
Exons: 4
Coding region: 1210-2655 (481 amino acids)
Biological process (GO): regulation of transcription by RNA polymerase II
Molecular function (GO): DNA-binding transcription factor activity, RNA polymerase II-specific; RNA polymerase II transcription regulatory region sequence-specific DNA binding
Source: RefSeq, a predicted model, not a curated record
CCGGUAGCAAGCCUUAAUUCUCUCGUGCUGCACGCGACAAGAGCGCUUUGGGAGACAUCGUGGUUAUAGAGUCCUUGAUAUGGACAGGGAAUGUCAACAGGUACGGCGAGGUCGACGUCAACGGUGGUAUCCCUUGGCACCAGCUCAUGGCAGGAGCCCGAAAUCCUUGCAUCGCUCAUCCCCAGCAAAUACAAGCCUUAAUCGACUCGAUCUAACUGCUUUGCUAAAUUCGACGCCCCAUGUCAGGUACAUGCAGCUGCCAAUGAGAAGGCCUGUGGAGCUGGUGUCAGCCCUUGCCAGGGUCUCCCUCACUUCCAGCCCGCCGACACCAGAUCCGCCCGCAGCCCUGACUAUGUUCUAGCGCUGGAAGUCACCUCGUUGUGGGCAGUUCACGUCAGUAACGUUAGUCGAGCCUGUUUCCUAUUCGUGAAUCAUGAUCCCAAGGCCCUGUCGUGGAUUGCGGUGGGUACUACAACUCCCUUGGCCGGGUCCCGAGGCAGCUCAUGCCAGCUGCUUGCGCUCCACUUGUUUCCUGCAGGCUGUAGCUAUCGCGCGCAGCGGUUUGGAACGAAGGAUAUCUUGAUCCCGAGAUCUAUUGUCGACCUAUAAUGGAUAAACAUUCUAGUUCGGCUGCUUCGCCCUCCCGGACGUCGUUCCAGACUUGACCCAUCGACCUGCCUAACAGUUAUAAACGUUUACUCGUGGCCUUGGUGCAUAUCAGGUCAUUGGGACCUUGCCCCUCUUCAGACUUACCGGCGCAAAUGUUGCAUGCCUACUCGCGUGUCUUUUAAUUUCACAGUCGUUUGCUAAACCUAUCUACAUCAGAAGGUUGAACAUCAAGUCCUCUUUACCAUCGGCAUUCUUUGUCUCCUACCACAAGUUUAAAAUCCGAGCCUGUGUGUCGAUUUGCGUUGAUCGACAAGACAGUUAUACAUGUCAUGAUUUGGCUCUGAUUCUCUGAACGCUUCAUUUCAGCAUUCUUUCAAAGGCAUAUGCGACGUACCCCCUUCUGCAAGACUGCUCACGACUGUUGUUGCAGUACGCCUUCUUUCUGUUGGAUCAUACCAUUUGACAACCACUGUCGGUUUACUACUCGUUCUCUCCACAGAGCUCAUAGCCAUUGAUUGGCUCCACGCAAAGUUCCACCGACAGGACGACUUCGAUAGAUUGAUUUCACUCCUCAUCGCGAUCAUUCUCUCCACAAGCAAAAUGAUUGACUGCAAACCUGUAGAGCCUAUGCAUACAGAGCAGUGGAUGUCCUCUGUAGAAAGCACUCACUUCGAAGCCAUUGCCUCACAGUCAAUAGACCUAGCCGAGAAUUAUCACUUAAGGUUUGGCCUGGAAGAUCAAGGGCAGCAGAAUGGUCAACAAGCUCUUCCUCAGACUGAAGCCGAUAGAAGUUCUCUGUCUGGUCAUAAAAGAUACUUAUCCUUUCCAUUGAGUACGCUGGAGACGAAGCAAUUAGCACCUUUUUCUUGCUCAAGUGCUGUCUCUCCUCCCCUGCAUCACUUCUCGGAUCCUAGCAUACCAAAUGAUAGCUCGUCUGGUUCAUCAGGAAACGGAUUAACUGGCGAUCCUUUGUCUAGAGGCCCCGAGUUAGACAAACAGAGGGCAGUUAAAGAGGAGUCUCAAGCCAUUGAUGACGCAGGAUGCUUCUCCGAGAAUGAAGAUGUUGAAGGCUGCAAGGAGGACCGACCAUUGACUGCGGCGGAAAUCCGUGCGGAAAAGAGGAAGAUGAAGCGGUUUCGCUUGACACAUCAGCAAACAAGAUAUCUAAUGAGCGAAUUUGCUCGACAAGCACAUCCGGACGCAGCGCAGAGAGAACGAUUGGCGCGAAAUAUCCCUGGACUGAGCUCUAGGCAGGUCCAAGUUUGGUUUCAGAACAGGCGUGCCAAGUUGAAGCGUGUGGCUCAGGACGAUCGUGAGCAUAUUGUCCAAUCUCGGGCAUUACCAGACGAUUUCGACAUGACCCAGGCUUUACGAUCACCUUUUGAUGGCUCUCAAUACAGCAUGUCGUUUGUUAACAAUCCGAACGGCUCUCAGGCACAUGCGAGAAAAGAUAGCGCGAUCGAUACUCGAUCUGGCUCCGAGGUUCAAAGAAGCGGCGCACAAAUGAAAUCAACUUGCCUUAACGCGCAGAGUGGAAGCCCCAUGUUCUCGCCUCCGCUUUCUGCUUUUGGGCCGUCUUCUCCAUUCCAAUCGUCCACGUUCUGCAGCCCGUUUGAGGCGCAAUCUCCACAAUUCAGCGCCAAACCGGCCCUGAAUAACAUCUCGGAAUACAUGGCCUCAACUUUUCCACCUCGUCCACCGGUCGUAAAUCGUGAACGUGCCUCCUCGGAUAUUUCGGGCACUUUCGUCACUACUUCAUCUCCUGUGACACCAAAGAGUGUGGAUCUAAAUGGAAGCCCCUACGGCUUGGGCUUCUCAUUUGCAAAUAUUCCAGGUUUCCAAGUCAAUUCUAACCUCAGCGCCCGUAGCCAGUCAAGACACCCAGGCAAAGUCUUGAUACCACGAAAGGGCUGUGUCCUUGAUGUACAGUCUACGCAAACGCCAUGCUUGUCCGCGAGUAUGGUGUCUCAUGCUUCACCGACGGUAUCUUACUCAAUGCUAAGUGCUCCACCAGGUGUCACAUCGUUUCCGCAAUUCAUGCAGUAAGCGCUGGGAAUCUACACGUCCAAGGCAGGACCAAUUCAGUGCAACUGAAGAAAUCAUUGUAUCAAAUAGUCAUAUUGUCGAGCCAUCCAAGGGUAAGGCUUCGGCAGUUGCAAUAGGAAGAGUUUUGUAAAAGUGGCGCAUGUACAUUAGGCUAGAAGACAAGGUAUUUGCCAGCCAG